AGGAGACCUAGGCCAGGGUGACGUCCUUCCAGUGACAUCCUCAAGAUGGACUCCACAAAGAAAGAAACUCAAUGGGGAGGCCCACCAAAGUGGGCAACGAGCACGGGCAGAUGCUUAUGUCCAUCCUCACCGACUCGGAGGGUAAGGGGCUCUUGCCCAUGGUGGCUGGCCAGAUGCGGAUGUACAGGAAGUCGAGAGUGGACGCUCCUUGCAUGCUCUACGUCGACCGAGACUGCUGCGUCACCAAUGGAAUGUGCAAGUGCCAGGACGUGUGGCACCUCAUGCGACGCUUCGCAAGGUGUGUUGCCACUGACAGCCACCACCUGUCCGGGCUCUUCAUGGCACGGCUGAGCUUUGCCAUCUUUGAGUUGGACUGGACUGACGUGGACCACCUGCAGGAGGACGGAGGAGGGGAGGGACACACCUGUGAAGAACCCAGGAGCUGGCACGUCACUGCCGUCACCGCACCAGGGGAGCCGAGGAGACUGUGCGUCUCAUCAAGGAGCUGCUGGACUCCUUCUGGGUCACAUAGUCCGUUUUGCCAAGGCCCUGAUGGAGCUGAGCCACAAGAGCUACGUGACGCAGUGGCAGGUGCUGGAGAUGUCGGACAGAGACAAGGCGGCUAUUUCCUUCCCACCUCGCCACCAGGACCACUUAGUGAAGGGUUGCUAUAAGGCCAGUCCUUCCAAGCAUGUCAAUGUAACAGGCGUGGACAGCUUCAAAAGGUCCUUCCUCGGAAAGGGUGCUGGAGCAGCACAGUCUCCGAAGGCGAGCAGAUUGUGGAGGCUGUCUUCUUGGAGCUGUGCCGCAUCCAUUACAAGGGACGCACAAUCGCCG
Molecule: messenger RNA, 837 nt
Organism: Notolabrus celidotus (New Zealand spotty)
Lineage: Eukaryota; Metazoa; Chordata; Actinopteri; Labriformes; Labridae
Exons: 4
Coding region: 72-674 (200 amino acids)
Source: RefSeq, a predicted model, not a curated record